AUGAUUCUCCUUAGUAAAAAAAAAAAUGUAAAAGGGUUUCUUAAUUACUGCAAAACCAAAUGUUAUAAUUCAUUAAUUAAUAAAAAUGAUGGCAUAUUCAGAAAAAAGAUAGUUCAUAAUAAUUUAUAUUAUGUAAAAAAAGUUUCAAAUGUUUUUUUAGAACUAAUAAAAUCAUCUUUUAAUAAAUUUAAGGAAAAAAAUUUAAAUAAUGAAACACCACAAUUAAAAAAGGUGUUAGAGUUUUGUGAAAAUAACAAUUUAAUAUAUACAGAAAGUUUAUAUAAAGAAAUUUUAAUGUGUAUGAAUGUUUUGCAUUAUAAAGAUGAAAAAGUAGAUAACGAGUUAAAUUAUUUACGCAAUUAUUUUAAAAGUAAAAAAAGUGAUAUAGAUCCAUUCACAUUAUGUGAAAACAAAAUAAAAAAAGUUGAUGAAUAUAUAUACAACAUUAUUAAGACAAAUUAUAAAAAUAUUGAUGAAUAUACGACAUACAUUUAUUUAUGUCAAGGAAAAAAAUUUCGAAUAAUUGUAGGUAUUUUGUUGAAAAACAUAUUAUCCUAUGUUGAUAGUUCAUCUUCAAAGAAUAAUUUUAAAUAUCAUAACAUUCAGAGAAACAAAUACAAAUCAUAUAUAAAUAAAAAUUAUAUAUCAAAAAAAAGAGCAAUGAUGAAUUCACCAAACCAUAUCUCAAAAGAGCAGAUAAAUGAAAAUCAAUAUAAAAUUAUUGCCGCAUCAGAAAUUGUUCAUAUGGGAUCCCUGUUACAUGAUGACGUAAUUGAUGAAUCAGAAAAAAGAAGAGGAAUUUUAACAUUACAUAAAAAAUAUGGAAAUAAGAUAUCAAUUUUAUCAGGAGAUUUCUUAUUGGCUCGGGCAAGUUCAGUUUUUGCAGAUAUAGGGAUCCCAAAUAUAUGUAGAAGAUUUGCUUAUGUAGUAGAAAGUUUAAUAAAAGGAGAAUUUUUACAAAAAAAUUUAAGGUUUAAUAAUGUAGAAGAUGCACUUAAAAUUUAUUUAAUUAAAUCAUAUCAUAAAACAGCAUCCUUAUUCUCUCAUUUAUUUGCUUGUAUAGCUAUAAUUUCCUUUAAAAAUGAAAAUAUCAUUCAAUUAUGUUUUAAUUUAGGUCUUCACAUAGGUAUGGCAUUUCAAUUAUAUGAUGAUUAUUUAGAUUAUAAAGUAAGUGAUGAUAAAAAAAAACCUUUAUUAAAUGAUAUAAAGAAUAACAUAAAAACUGCUCCUUUAUUAUUUAGUUAUAACUAUAAUCCAGAUGUUAUAUUAUCAUUAAUUAACAAAACAUCUUUUUCUAACAAUGAUAUUGACAAUAUUUUAUUUUAUAUCAAUAGUACUAAUAGUAUGAAAAAAAAUGAAUUGUGCUCUUUAUUACAUAUAAAAAAAGCAUCUGAUAUUUUAUCAUUAUUAGUUUCUCAUUGUAGAACUAAUAGCAAUAAUGAAAAAAAAAAAAUAAAUGAGCAUAAAGAAGCUUUAAUCAAUUUAAUUUUUAAUAUUCUAACCAGAAAUAUUAAAUAA
Plasmodium relictum is the source of this 1518-nucleotide messenger RNA. It is a transcript of the gene OPP, whose product is annotated as octaprenyl pyrophosphate synthase, putative. NCBI's taxonomy places the organism in Eukaryota, Apicomplexa, Aconoidasida, Haemosporida, Plasmodiidae. Gene Ontology annotation, biological process: isoprenoid biosynthetic process; ubiquinone biosynthetic process. The record is from RefSeq and is a predicted model, not a curated record. Gene Ontology annotation, molecular function: prenyltransferase activity. Bases 1 to 1518 code for a protein of 505 amino acids. The transcript has a single exon. Gene Ontology annotation, cellular component: transferase complex.